GAUUUAUCUGGAUCCAUUGACGACUUGCCGACUGGAACCGAAGCAACCCUGAGCUCAGCCGUUAGUGCAUCAGGCUCUACGAGCAGCCAAGGGGAGCAGAGCAACCCUGCACAGUCUCCAUUCUCCCCUCAUGCUUCUCCACAUCUCUCUGGCAUCCCCGGCGGCCCAUCGCCUUCCCCUGUAGGCUCUCCCGUUGGAAGCAACCAGUCAAGAUCUGGUCCCAUAUCGCCAGCGAGUAUUCCAGGCAGUCAGAUGCCACCGCAGCCUCCUGGCAGCCAGUCAGAAUCCAGCUCCCACCCUGCCUUGAGCCAGUCACCAAUGCCACAGGACCGAGGUUUUAUGGCAGGCAUACAGAGGAACCCCCAAAUGUCACAGUAUGGACCUCAGCAAACUGGACCUUCCAUGUCACCACACCCCUCACCUGGAGGCCAAGUGCAUCCUGGAAUCGGUAGCUUUCAGCAGAGUAAUUCAAGUGGUACUUAUGGGCCUCACAUGAGCCAGUACGGACCACAAGGAAACUACUCCAGACCACCGACAUACAGCGGCGUGCCCAACACAAGUUACAGCGGCCCAGGACCCGGCAUGGGUAUAAAUGCCAACAGUCAGAUGCAUGGACAAGGGCCAAGCCAGCCUUGCGGUACCAUGCCCCUGGGACGGAUGCCAUCAGCUGGGAUGCAGAGCAGACCAUUUCCUGGAAACAUGAGCAGUAUGACCCCCAAUUCUCCUGGCAUGUCUCAGCAGGGAGGCCCCGGGAUGGGCCCACCCAUGCCAACUGUGAACCGUAAGGCACAGGAGGCGGCUGCUGCAGUGAUGCAAGCUGCUGCAAACUCUGCUCAGAGCAGGCAAGGCAAUUUUCCUGCCAUGAAUCAGAGUGGAAUGAUGGGAUCCAGCUCCCCCUACACUCAGCCGAUGAACAACAGCUCUGGCUUGAUGAACCCGCAGGCUCCUUCGUACAGCAUGGCCCCCAACAUGGUGAACAGUUCAAAUG
Molecule: messenger RNA, 988 nt
Organism: Apaloderma vittatum (bar-tailed trogon)
Lineage: Eukaryota; Metazoa; Chordata; Aves; Trogoniformes; Trogonidae
Product: AT-rich interactive domain-containing protein 1B-like
Exons: 5
Source: RefSeq, a predicted model, not a curated record